This is a messenger RNA of Trichoderma gamsii, 525 nucleotides long. RefSeq names its product cupin 2 conserved barrel domain-containing protein. The coding region runs from base 1 to 525 and encodes 174 amino acids. The record is from RefSeq and is a predicted model, not a curated record. The transcript has a single exon. Lineage: Eukaryota; Fungi; Ascomycota; Sordariomycetes; Hypocreales; Hypocreaceae.
AUGGAACAAGGCAAGAUUGUACCCGAUCCUCCCAAAUAUGACCGAAGGUAUGUCUUGAAAGCUAGCAGAGCCAAAGAACUUAAUACAACUCUUUUGCUCGCUGCCCCAUCUGAUGACACCCGGCUGAUAUAUAUUGGCAGUCGACCACUUCCGACCGUCGAGCUUGUAUACCAGAAUCAGCUACCAAACUGCCCUGGAAAAUCUAGCGUCGGUCUCUUGGUUACCUACCCUCCCCGCGGCUCUACACCUCCUCACCGCCAUGGAGGAGCUUCUGUAUGUGCAUUCGUCGUCGAGGGCACGGUACUCACCAAGAUGAACGACGGGCCGACUCGUAUGGUUGAGCAGGGUGGAAGCUGGUUUGAGGCCCCAGGUUGCCACCACAAGGUCAGCGAAAACGACAGUGCCACGGAAUUCGCCAAGCUGCUAGCGACGAUGAUUGUGGAUACAGAUGUUGUGGAGAAGGGUGGAGUCGCCGCCUUAGUGGUUUACGACGACGAAUAUAAAGACGUUGGGCUCAAAGCGUAA